Lymnaea stagnalis (great pond snail) is the source of this 3761-nucleotide messenger RNA. The record is from the annotation of a GenBank genome assembly. NCBI's taxonomy places the organism in Eukaryota, Metazoa, Mollusca, Gastropoda, Lymnaeidae.
ACAGACUGGCUCACGCCGCAGCAAACUGAACACACUUGUGGAAUUCCCUAUUGACAAUCUUGACAUGUCUGGCCAUCUGUCACACCGUUUGGACCAAAGUUACCACCUCAAGAAGGAUGAUUACACCUAUGAUCUCAUAGGUGUGAGCAACCAUCAUGGCAACAUGUUUGGAGGUCACUACAUUGCAUUUUGUCGCAGCCCCGUCGAUGGAAAGUGGCGUGAGUUCAAUGAUAACAAAGUAACGGUUUUGGAAGGGGGUAUCGCAACAAAAGAGGCCUAUUUGUUAUUUUAUCAGCGCCGCAGUCUUUCCAAGGACAUCAAUCAGAGGUUGUUCACAGGUGACCACUGGGUGUUCUCAUUAAAUCUUGCCCCUGGCCUGGAAGAGGUGACCUCAUCUUUUAGUGAUGCACCUCAAGAAGAUGACUCCUAUCCCCCACACCGGUCUCGGUCAAGAUCUGCCUCUCCAUCAGCACAUAAACAGGGCAAGGAAAAUCCUAACGCAGCUCAGCGUCGAAGUUUGUCUCGACCAUUGACACCACAGCUUUCAAGACGACCCCUGAUGCCCUACGCAGAUGACAAUGACUUUUAUGAAGACUCCAGCCCGGGCAGCCCUCCGUCGCCCCAGAGGGAAGGUUUCUCCAGGAUAUCUCGACCGGUGCAGCGACAGACCUCCGAGCCUUACUCCAGGAGAGAGAUGUCGGCAGGGCCGAGUUCAUCCACGGCCACAAAAAUAAAAGAGACUAAAUGGAAAGGUGUCAAGGACGAUAGCAGCCUGACAGACCUGAAUAAAACCAGUGCUAAAGGAGAAGUAACCAAUGGCUUCCGAAGACGGGAUUCUGAAAAACACAAACAAAAACCCAAGGUGACGGUGAUUAGGCAUGAGCCAACUAAAUCUAGUACAUUGCCUAUGAAUAUGUCUAGAAACAUUGGCCCUCGAGACUUUGACUCGGACGCCAGAUAUCCAGAAAACAAGAGUUAUCCUUCAGAAAGUAGACAAAUAUCAUCAUCUUACGAAUCCCCAAGUUUUCUACAGGUGAACCUAGCGCAAGAUAUUUCUUGGGACAGAUAUUAUGACAAUUCAAGGGGCUCCGAGGAAGGAAGGAGAAAGCUUGCUCAACUCAUGAAGCAGGAAAGCUUUGAAAAAUCUUUGGGAGAAAUCGGCACAAUAAAAGAAGAGCCGCCAAACUUAGCCCGUACAGGCUCCACAAAGCUUGGGCCAUUUAAAAAUAACAUACAGAGCUCAAACUACACUAAAAAUUCAUCGACUAAUGGUUUUUCUUCAAAAUUUGACACAGAAUUUAACGAGGAAUUGCUUACCUCCAGACAGGAAAUAGCUUUCUUUAAAUAUAGACCCCCUACAACUUCCUCUGCGGGAUACUCACACCUGGACGGGGAUUAUGAGCCAGUCCUUGAAAAGCGACAGCCUAAACCACCGUGGAGACCGGAGCAGUUCCAUAGACUCGCUCAACAGCACUUUGGUGGCAGGGAUGAUAUGCGGCCGUACAACAAAGAAAAGUACAAGUUAACUGAUGAGAUUACCAGCCCAACAGGUGAGUGAAAGAAUUAUUGUCAUUGUGAUGUUUUUAUGUGUAGCAGGAGGUGUGAGUGAAGAGGAUUGUCAUGUGAUGUUUUGAUGUGUAGCAGGAGGUGUGAGUGAAGAGGUGGAAUUCUCGAGUGGUUUAUUUGUCAAUUCACUUGAAGCCACCAGUUGCUGUGUGAAGUAUUACUGUCAGUUGAGUUCACUUGUAGCCACCAGUUGCUGUGUGAAGUCUGGCUGUCAAUUCACUUGUAGCCACCAGUUGCAGUGUGAAGUCUGGCUGUCCAUUCAUUUAGGAAUUUUUCAUAGGGCUUUGGUUGUUGAAGGAGAAAUAAUUUAUUAAUCUCAACAAUUUUCUUCUUAUUGAUUUACUCAAGUCUUAAGUAAGGCCAAUGUUUGCAAUGACCAGCUUGACGGAGAAUUUGUACUAAUUUGAUGUACGCACAGUUAAAAAGAUUUUCUUUCAUGACGGCUGCUUUGAUGGCACACACAGAAACACCAAAGACUUCUCAACCCUGUUAGCACUGCAGCGCUGCAAUGCUUGCGUUUUUAUUGUGUACUUUUACCCACUUCGUGUCCAUUUUCCUGUCCUUUGUUUUCGUAUGGACUUGUGCCCAUUCUUGUUUUUUAAAUCUAUUUUUAGAAAUAGCUAGGAUCUACAAAUAUCAGGUAAAUUUAAUUCAUAAUCACAUUGUUUUUUGUUGUACUUAUGAAGACAUUUGAAUUUUUAUUUUGUUUGAUCAUAAUUUAAGCUUCUCAUCUAUUGUUUUAUUGACACACAUUGUUUGUGUCUAAUUGAUCUAGCAACUGCAAGUCUUCUUGAAAGUCACUUCAUUUUGAUGUAGAUCACUUCAUUUUGAUGUAGAUGACUCCAUUUUGAUGUAGAUCUUUUCAUUUUGAUGUAGAUCACUUCAUUUUGAUGUAGAUCUUUUCAUUUUGAUGUAGAUCACUUAAUUUGAUGUAGAUCACUUCAUUUUGAUGUAGAUCACUUCAUUUUGAUGUAGAUCACUUCAUUUUGAUGUAGAUCACUUCAUUUUGAUGUAGAUCACUUCAUUUUGAUGUAGAUCACUUCAUUUUGAUGUAGAUCACUUCAUUUUGAUGUAGAUCACUUCAUUUUGAUGUAGAUCACUUCAUUUUGAUGUAGAUCACUUCAUUUUGAUGUAGAUAUAUUUAAAAAAAAAAAAAUUCUACUAAAGUGGUUGCUGUAAUGGACUGACAUUGGCUUAUGCCUUUUACACUUCCUUUUAUUCAGAUCACAACUUUAAUGGAGACAUGUCCCCUUUCAAAUACGCCACAAUUGGACGAACGGGAGACUUCUUAGAGAGAGGCAGACUUGAUUCAGAUGCAAUGCCUCGUUCCAUCACGUUACCUCAUAUGAUUAAAAACAUUCAGAUAGACGUUCAACCUCCACCUUCUCCAACCCCACCUCACACUUUGAAAGAGGAACGAACGUACGGUCACUCGCCCAUCACAUCUCUACCAUUUUCCACCAGUGAAUACUUUGCCAACACUCGUAUAUCAAACAGGGAAAGAUCAAUAGUCACCUAUGAACAACAUGGACGUCGCACCAGUGACCAAUCCACUUUUUCCUCCGGGUCCCGCACCCUGCCAUCAAACCCAGAAUCCAGGCCGCGCUUCCGGCCUCCGCGAGGAAUAUGGGGGACCAUUGGCAGAAAACCUACGCCGGCCGCAACUGUUAGUAACAUACCAACGCCAUGUCUUAGAGAAUCAUCGGUCUAAAGCUGUUGUGACUAUGGUUUUAGCUCAUGAAAUUAUUGACAGUUUUGUCCAAUGCAAUGUUCAUUCUGUUUGUUAUGGUGUCAUGCUCCAGCCAAAUUCUUCAUUUCUAUUAUUUGCCUACACACCAGCCUGACAUGCUAAAAAACCGCACCAUCAUCACCAUUUCAAUUCUUCAGAUUGAAUGUGUAGAUGUUACAUAAAUCAUACCUGGAGAUGGCUUAUGUUGAUGUUUGUAUUUAAGUACAAUAAUACCUCGCUACUUCGCUUCCUGACUCCCUGGCAGGUUUUCUCCUAGGAUAUAUUCUGUGGAUUUUUUGCUAUUUCACCGGAUUUUUGCAGUAUAUAGGAUACGGAUUUUUAUACAUUAUUAUAUGAAUUAUUUUUGCUGGAAAAUAAAUCAUUUUCUAGUAAAAAAAAUGUGAAAAUGAUAUAAACAUGACGUCAAUUAAAGCGGUAAUGGAGCGUGUAAAGGGUUUAUUAAGCU